AUGAAGUGCCCUUCGUCUUUGCUCUUUUCUCUUUUCUGGAUUUCUCUGGUGCAUGCACAAUUGAAUUCAGCCUGGUCGACAGCAUAUGCCAAGGCCCGGCAGUCAAUUGCGAAUCUGACGUUGAGCGAGAAAGCAAGGAUCACCACAGGUGUUGGCUUACUUGGAUUUGCGACUUGUACUGGUCAAACCAAGUCGAUCGACUCUAUCAAUUUUCCUGCACUGUGUCUUCAAGAUAGCGCGUUGGGCGUCCGGAAUACCAACGGAAAUUCAGUAUUCCCUGCAGGCAUCAAUGCUGCUGCAACCUUCAACAGGACGCUGAUGAACAAGAAAGGCGUUGCAAUGGGUCAAGAAUUCCGAGGAAAGGGCAUUCAUGUACAAUUGGGCCCAAUGAUGAAUCUCAUGCGUAUUCCUGCUUCCGGGAGAGCUUGGGAAGGAUUCGGCGGAGAUCCUUACUUAUCAGGUGAAGGCGCAUACGAGACGAUCAUUGGUAUACAGUCCCAGGGCGUACAAGCCGUUGCGAAGCACUUGAUAAACAACGAGCAAGAACAUAAUCGCAUGAAGUCUUCUUCCAAUGUCGAUGACAGAACGCAACAUGAAUUAUAUCUGCAUCCUUUCUUGCGGAGUAUACAAGCCAACGUGGCUGCUGUUAUGUGCAGUUACAUGAACGGAACGUAUGCAUGUGAAAACAAUAGCACACUGAAUGGGCUGUUGAAGACCGAAUUAGCUUUCCAAGGAUAUGUCAUGUCGGACUGGUAUGCGACUCAUUCGACGACGUCGGCCAAUAUGGGAUUGGAUAUGACCAUGCCCGGCGACAUGUUUCCUCUAUCCAUCGUCAGUUACUUUGGAGACAGUCUGGUCUCUGCUGUGCAGAAUGGGGAUGUACCUCAGUCUCGUCUUGAUGACAUGGCAAUCCGAAUUCUUGCGGCAUGGUACCUUGUGGGGCAGGAUCAAGGCUAUCCUGCCAUCAACUUGAACACUGACGUUCAGAGCGAUCAUAAAAAUUUGAUUCGAGAGAUUGGCGCUGCAUCUACAGUUCUUCUCAAAAACUCCCGCAAUGUUCUUCCACUCAGAGCGCCGAAGUCGAUCGCUGUCAUUGGAAGCGGAGCAGGCGCAAAUGACCUUGGCCCUAACAGCUGUCUCGACCACUCUUGUGAUUCAGGCGUGCUCGCCGAGGGCUGGGGUAGUGGGACUUCGAAUUUCCCUUAUCUUAUCACGGCAAGUCUAGAACAGUGCAGCGUUACGAUAUCAUCUGUUGAUAACACCAGCGUCUAUUCUUCCCUUAGCGAUUCUGACACCGGUGCUGCAGCCUCUACAGCAGCUGGGAAGGAUGUAGCUUUCGUCUUCAUUACUGCCGAUAGUGGAGAGGACGGCUAUCUCGUUGAGGGGAACACUGGGGAUAGGAACGAUUUACAAGCUUGGCAUAGCGGGGAUGCGCUAGUGCAAAAGGUUGCAAGUGUCAAUAGCAACACGAUCGUUGUCGUCAAUUCUGUCGGACCAAUUAUUAUGGAGGCAUGGAUCGACAGUCCAAACGUCACUGCUGUGGUUUGGAGUGGCCUGCCUGGUCAAGAAGCAGGAAACUCUUUGGUCGAUGUCCUGUAUGGCGCGUAUAACCCCAGUGGACGACUCCCGUACACCAUUGCCAAGAGCGCAGAUGAUUAUCCUGCGCAGAUCGCGGACCAGUUCACUCUCGUCACCAUUCCGAUAAAUUAUACGGAAGGUCUUUUCAUCGACUAUCGCCAUUUUGACGCGGCAAACAUUAGCCCGCGGUACGAGUUUGGAUUUGGACUAUCCUACACGACAUUCGCGUACUCUGGCCUUCAAAUCACAGGCUCCGCAGCAGGUGCCACUCCUCCAAGCGGACCAGGGUCAUCCCUCGAUCCGUCGCUUCAUGAGAAGGUCAUAACUGUGACAUUUACUCUUAAAAAUACUGGCGUAGUUGCCGGUAACGAGAUCCCGCAACUAUAUAUCUCAUCUCCAGCAUCCUCCAAUUCUCCUCCCUAUGUCCUGAAGGGUUUCGAUAGUAUUCACUUAUCACCUGGACAGUCUACCCUAGUCACGCUACAGAUUUCCAGGUAUGAUCUGUCUAUUUGGAAUGUUGUGACCCAGAGGUGGGAAAUUCCCAGUGGGGCAACGAAGAUCACUAUUGGUGCCAGUAGCAGAGAUCAUCGCUUGACGGGUACAAUUCAGAAUUGA
Messenger RNA from Heterobasidion irregulare TC 32-1, 2193 nucleotides. RefSeq names its product glycoside hydrolase family 3 protein. The transcript is spliced from 33 exons. Lineage: Eukaryota; Fungi; Basidiomycota; Agaricomycetes; Russulales; Bondarzewiaceae. Gene Ontology annotation, molecular function: beta-glucosidase activity. The record is from RefSeq and is a predicted model, not a curated record. The coding region runs from base 1 to 2193 and encodes 730 amino acids. Gene Ontology annotation, biological process: glucan catabolic process.